AUGCAUUCUUCCGUUUACUUGUUCAUUCUUCUUUGCCUCCUAGCCAUCAACUUCAAUUCCCAUGCAAAAGACAACAAGCCCCAUAGCAGUGUGGUCCUUGGCCUUAGCCAUGUUAGAUCUCUAUCUGCUCCAUCCAUGGUGAUAAUAAACUCCACAAAAUUUGACUUCCUGGACAUUAUAGAACCAGUAACAACAUAUAUAGAUGGCUACUUGCUUUCCCUUAACCUGGGCAUGCCCCCACAGGUUUUCCAGGUGUACUUGGACACAGGGAGUGACCUCACCUGGGUUCCCUGUGGCACAAACACCAGCUACCAGUGCAUAGAGUGUGGCAAUGAGCAUAGCAUCUCAAAGCCAACUCCAACCUUCUCCCCAUCUCAGUCCUCUUCAAACACAAGGGAACUAUGCGGCAGCCGCUUCUGCGUCGACAUCCAUAGCUCUGAUAACUCUCAUGAUCCCUGCGCCGCAGCGGGUUGCGCAAUCCCUUCCUUCAUGAGUGGUCUAUGCACUAGACCUUGCCCACCUUUCUCCUACACCUAUGGUGGUGGAGCACUGGUCCUUGGCUCCCUUUCAAAGGACAUUGUAACACUCCAUGGAAGCAUUUUUGGCAUUGGCAUCCUUUUGGACUUCCCUGGCUUCUGCUUUGGCUGUGUGGGGAGCUCCAUAAGGGAGCCAAUUGGCAUUGCAGGGUUUGGCAAGGGCAGGCUCUCCCUGCCGUCCCAGCUAGGGUUCCUUGACAAGGGUUUCUCCCAUUGCUUCCUGGGGUUCCGGUUCGCGAGGAACCCUAACUUCACCAGCUCCCUGAUCAUGGGAGACCUUGCUCUGUCCGCAAAGGGCGACUUCCUCUUCACCCCAAUGCUGAAGAGCAUCACCAACCCAAAUUUCUACUACAUUGGCCUGGAGGGUGUCAGCAUUGGAGAUGGUGCCGCCAUUGCUGCUGCUCCAAGCUUGAGCAGCAUCGACUCGGAGGGCAAUGGCGGGAUGAUCGUCGACACCGGGACGACGUACACCCACCUCCCUGAUCCCUUCUACACCUCAAUCCUGGCAUCCCUUGUUUCUGCCACGCCCUAUGAGAGAUCCUACGACCUCGAGAUGAGGACGGGGUUUGAUCUCUGCUUCAAGAUCCCCUGCACGCACACGCCAUGCACGCAGGACGAGCUGCCCCUGCUGAGCCUCCAUUUCCUCGGCGAUGUGGAGCUCACGCUGCCCAAGGAGAGCUGCUACUACGCGGUCACGGCGCCCAGGAACUCGGUGGUGGUGAAGUGCUUGCUGUUCCAGAGGAUGGACGACGACGACGGCGACGAUGAAGACGAAGGCGAUGUCGGUGGCGCGAAUGGGCCAGGAGCAGUUCUUGGGAGCUUCCAGAUGCAAAACGUUGAGGUUGUCUACGAUCUGGAGGCUGGGAGGGUUGGGUUUCAGCCCAAGGAUUGUGCCAUUCACGCCCAGUGAAGACCAGUGCAGAAAUCUGUGCGUGCAGAUGGUACGCUUUUGCGUCAUCUUUAGCGCACGAUCGGAUGGGGGUUUCAGGUGUUCUUGGACAUUUUUAUUUCAGUCGAGUCGCUUUGUGUGUUUGUAGUACAAGUGGCCGUACGAAAAACCACUAGCGAAGAGAAAACACCUACUAGUGGGGAGUUCAUGACGAGAAAGCGAAGUGUCACAUGUAAUGCAAAACUGCCACUCUUGUUUGAAGUACAAAUAAAGGCGUGCUUUAUGUGUUGGAAUAACGGUCAAGCUAGUGGGAGUACUAGAUCCAUAUAAUUGAUUAGGUUAGUCUCAAUACAUG
Oryza brachyantha (malo sina) is the source of this 1780-nucleotide messenger RNA. Its product is annotated as probable aspartyl protease At4g16563. Gene Ontology annotation, molecular function: aspartic-type endopeptidase activity. The record is from RefSeq and is a predicted model, not a curated record. Lineage: Eukaryota; Viridiplantae; Streptophyta; Magnoliopsida; Poales; Poaceae. Gene Ontology annotation, cellular component: extracellular region. The transcript has a single exon. Gene Ontology annotation, biological process: proteolysis. The coding region runs from base 1 to 1446 and encodes 481 amino acids.